UUCAAUCAAUUUCAAUCAACAAUAUAAUCAUUGGAAAUCAGGAUUUUCAUGCACAAUUUGCAUGCAACCAUGCCUGGAAUUGAAGCUGCUUCAAGUGAUGAAGAUUAUAUUAUUACUAAAGCCAAAGAAGCUCAGAAGAAUAACAUACAUUCUGCAAAAGCAUGGAUGCUUACAGCAAAAACACUAUUUCCCACAAAUUUCAAGAUACAGUUUGAGGCUUAUCUGAUGGAAAAACAAUCUGGUAACUUACAGGAAGCAGCAGAGUGUUUCACUUCUCUGAUGUUGUCACGUCAAAAUCUUCCAGAACUUUUACCAGAAAUAUCGGCCAUCGCUAACGCUCUUAAAACGGCAGAAUCUAGUUUUUUGAGUCAAAUGUUUGACAAAAUAUGUCCCGAUAUACAACUAACAAUAUUGAAGACUAGUGUAGAGAACAGUGAUGACACCAUGGAGCACUGUCGGUUGUUGGUUUUAUUAUUGAAAAAGUUUCCCCAACUUGGAGUUGACAGUCUGGUCAAAACAUUAAUCAAUGCAGAUAAAUUCUUCAGUGACAAUAGGUAUGCCAGGCUCCUGGUUGUGGAAACUCUGCCCCUUCUUAGCUCUUUAGAAUCCCCCAGAUUGUUACAGCGGUUACUGGUCAAAGCUAUUGAUUUUUACAACUCUUAUGUCUAUGAUGAAACAGAACAUGAUAUAUCAGACCCAUGGCUAAGACUCUAUGGUGUUUUAGAUUUACUUGGAAGGCAACUUGGCUGGGAUCCUUAUCUGAUUAAUUACAAUAAUAGCUUAAAUAAGGAAGCAUAUUUUCAAAAGCUACUGACAUUAAGAAAUUGCGAUGAUUGUCGUCAAUUGCUGUAUUGUGGAACCACUUUCUUCUUGAGAUCACUUUAUGAACAAAAGUCACAAAAAGGAAAUCAUAUUCUUAUAGAAGCCCUUGCAGAUCCAGACAUAACACCGUUGAAGCGAAGAAAAUCAGAAAUAGAAGUUACUGGAGUUUCAUCAAAUCAGUUUCAAGCUGCAGCUAAUUGUUGGGAGCUGCUGCACAGUAAUGAGGUGAUCUCUCGGGAAUUCAUGAAGUUAGCUAAUCAGUUGCAAGUCAAACCUUGGUCUGAUGGAUUUUCUGAAGAAUUGGCACUUUAUCAAGGAAGAUUUGAUGAAACAGUUCAGACAGUUCAAGGCAACAAUCUUGCUGCUAACAUAAUGAGAGUUUCUUUUAAUUUCUUCCACAAAAAGUAUGCAGCAUGUGUGGAAAGCAUACUGGCAGCCCUGCCACAGCUGCCAUCAGUCGAGGGUGCCUUAGAGACAGAGUUGAUCGUUGGUGGCACUCACAGACAUCUACACUUUUUGCCGCUGACUAAAGUAGCAAUAAUGCAUUACUUCUGCACCUUGCUUAUAAGAAUUCUGCUCAGCACAGGGAACAGUUCAGAUUUAACCUAUGGCCACAUAUUAGUAUUGAUGCAAUUUGGAUGGCCCCAGGAAGAAGCGAUUUUUAUGAACAUUUUGGAUAUUAUAAAACGAAAGGGUGUAUUUCACUAUCAUUUAUUCUCAGCAUAUAUUAUACAUAUAGACAUACUGGAGGAGCUGAGUUUUAUGUGGAAUGAUCAGAAUAACAGUGUAGCAUUGGAUAUUUUACCAAAUUCCCAACAGCAUCUAGGACAGAGAAGGAUCGGCACCAGGGGCGCAGACAAGGGAGUAAAGGAAGAUUUUAAACAGGCCAUGAAAGCCCAAGUUGCUAGAAGUAAUGAGUCUAUUUUAAACUUGAUGAUACAGUUUAUAACAUCAGAACGGUCCUACCUACUUCAAAUUUUAUGAUUUCCCUUUAUGUAAAAAAAAAAGUUAUUUAUUGUAAAAAAGUGUGCUUUUAUUAUAUUUAUAUAAGUAAUUAAAAAGAUUGAAUUCUAA
Molecule: messenger RNA, 1896 nt
Organism: Cydia splendana
Lineage: Eukaryota; Metazoa; Arthropoda; Insecta; Lepidoptera; Tortricidae
Gene: IntS10
Product: integrator complex subunit 10
Exons: 1
Coding region: 49-1806 (585 amino acids)
Biological process (GO): snRNA processing
Cellular component (GO): integrator complex
Source: RefSeq, a predicted model, not a curated record